Phaeoacremonium minimum UCRPA7 is the source of this 1524-nucleotide messenger RNA. RefSeq names its product putative hexose carrier protein. Gene Ontology annotation, biological process: carbohydrate transport; transmembrane transport. The record is from RefSeq and is a predicted model, not a curated record. Lineage: Eukaryota; Fungi; Ascomycota; Sordariomycetes; Togniniales; Togniniaceae. The transcript has 3 exons. Gene Ontology annotation, molecular function: carbohydrate:proton symporter activity. Gene Ontology annotation, cellular component: membrane. Bases 1 to 1524 code for a protein of 507 amino acids.
AUGGACAAAAAGCACACAGGCCAUCGCGGCAAUUCGGCUAGGUCAAUUCUGAUCGGCUUAGCAAUUAGCCUUGCAGGGUUCAUCUACGGUAUCGACACAGGUAUCAUCGCUUCUACUAUUGCACAAUCUACUUUCAAAACAUACAUGUAUGGCGGACUCACUGCCAAUGCCUCGAUAACGGGUGGCAUCGUUUCCGGUUACUACGCCGGCUCAGCCUUUGGCAGCGGCGGUGCCGCUUACUGCAUGGACAAGUUGUCCCGCCGCUGGACACUGCUCUUCGGCUGCUGUGUAAGCAUUGUUGGCGCCAUUCUACAGACUGCAGCUCAGGGUCCGGCUAUGAUGAUUGUCGGUCGAGCCUUCUCCGGCUUUUCGACUGGCAUGGUCUACCCAACUGCCCCUGUCUACCUCGCCGAACUCUCCCCUCCAGAGAACCGCGGCUUUCUGGUCGGCCUGAAGGGGCUUAUGAAUACACUUGGCUUCUUUGCUUCCGGAUGGAUCGGCUACGCAGGGUCUUUUGCCGCCGGGCAAGCCCAGUGGCGUAUACCUUUGGCCACUCAGAUACCGCCUGCACUAUUGUUGGCAAUUCUUACUAUAUUCUUGCCCUACUCGCCUCGUUGGCUCGCUAAGCGAGAACGAUAUGACGAAGCCAAGCAGAUCAUGUACAACCUCCAUGGUCACCGUGGGAGAGAGUUCAUCGAGACUGAAUUCGCCGAAAUGUGCAAUCAGAUUCAACUCGAGGGCAACACUAGCAAGAGGGCCAACUUCGGCAAACUCUUCACCCGCAAGUACAUGCGUCGUACUCUCUUGGCCUGUAUGACGGUCAACAUGAUGAAGCUCUCCGGAUCCAAUAUCAUUCAGAAUUAUCAGUCAGUAAUGUACAAUUCUUUGGGCUACAAGGGCCAGACGGUACUUUUGAUCGGUGCCCUGAACGGGUUCAUGGCGGUCAUUGGACAGAUCAUCAACGUCUUCUUUGUUGCCGACCACUGGACUCGACGAGUCACUGUCAUCACAGGCAGCUUCUGCCUUGCUGUGAUUCUAGCAAUUUUGACCGGACUGUCGAAGAACUUCACCGAUUCGUCCCAUCCGGCGGGCUCCCGUGCCGGGGUGGCCUUUGUCUUCCUAUUUGCAUUUACAUAUUCGUUCUUCUUUAACAGUGUCAACUGGGUUCUUGUUGCAGAGAUCUUUCCUCUUGAUCUGCGAGGUGUCGGUGUGGGCUUUGCUGUGUUCACACAGGCAUGCACCGCAAUCUGGCUAUCAUACACUGCCUCUAUCGCUUUCGAGGAGAUCUCUUGGAGGUUUUAUUUUGUCUUCAUUGCUUGCAACCUAUUUGCGGGGACCAUCUACUUUUUCUUCCUCCCAGAAACACGUUUUCUGGCUCUCGAAGAGGUUGCUGCCAAGUUUGGUGACGAGGUUGUUGCUCAUCCGACACCCAAGGAACUCGACCUGGUCACAGCUGAAGAGACAGCUCCUGCAGCCAAUAAGAGCGAGUUGUCAUCGGACCAUGUUGAGAUGUCACGGAACUGA